ACUCAACAAAAGAAUCACUCCCACCGCAGAAGCCGGCAUUUUCUUUUUCGCUAGGAAAAAUUGGAAAAAAUUCUAAAAGUCAUUUUAAACAAAGGAAAUCUUUACAAUUAAAUAUUUAAACUCCUUCGUGAUAGCAGAUCUCAUUAAACAAUAAGAAACAUGUCUGUUUGGAUGCCAUUGGAAUCGAAUCCCGAUGUAUUGACCAAAUACAUACACAAAUUGGGUGUUUCCAAUGAAUGGGCCUUAACUGAUGUGGUUGGCUUGGAGCCUGAAAUGUUGGAAUGGAUACCAAAACCAGUAAAAUCUAUUAUAUUGUUAUUCCCCUGUUCCGAUAUUUAUGAAAAACAUCGUGCUGAGGAACACGAACGUUUGGCGGCCGAAGCUCAAGAAAAUCCUACGGAUUUGUUUUAUAUGCGACAAUUAACCCAUAAUGCCUGUGGUACUGUGGCUUUAAUUCAUAGUAUUGCCAAUAACAAGGAUAUUACUUUGAAUGAUGGUGCUUUGAAAAAGUUUUUGGAAACUGCAAAAGAACUUUCGCCCGAAGAGAGAGGCAAAUCUUUGGAAAAUGAUGUCGCUAUGACUGAAGAUCAUCAGGCUUUAGCUCAGGAAGGUCAAACUGCUGCUAAUCCUGAUGAAAAAGUCUAUCAUCAUUUCAUUGCAUUGGUCAAUGUUGAUGGUACUCUGUAUGAAUUGGAUGGACGCAAGUCGUUCCCCAUUAAACAUGGCGCCACUACUGAUGAAUCUUUUGUACAAGAUGCAGCACGCGUUUGCAAAGAAUUUAUGGAUCGUGAUCCUGAAGAAUUGCGUUUUACCGUCAUGGCAUUAGCUGCUAAUCAAAAUUAAGAAAGUUUUGCUUGAAUUAACCAUUAUUAAUGUUGCUUUAAUGCAUUUUUUAUAACUUUUAUAUGUUUAUACGAGAUUUUGAUAACCUCUUUAAAAACGCUUAAAUGCCUUUAUGCUUUAAUUUAUCUUUUGUCUGAAUUCAACUGUGUUUUUUU
Calliphora vicina (urban bluebottle blowfly) is the source of this 998-nucleotide messenger RNA. It is a transcript of the gene Uch, whose product is annotated as Ubiquitin carboxyl-terminal hydrolase. Gene Ontology annotation, cellular component: cytoplasm. The record is from RefSeq and is a predicted model, not a curated record. Gene Ontology annotation, biological process: ubiquitin-dependent protein catabolic process; protein deubiquitination. Gene Ontology annotation, molecular function: cysteine-type deubiquitinase activity. NCBI's taxonomy places the organism in Eukaryota, Metazoa, Arthropoda, Insecta, Diptera, Calliphoridae. The transcript is spliced from 5 exons. The coding region runs from base 160 to 843 and encodes 227 amino acids.